Morone saxatilis (striped sea-bass) is the source of this 1793-nucleotide messenger RNA. RefSeq names its product heterogeneous nuclear ribonucleoprotein L-like. The record is from RefSeq and is a predicted model, not a curated record. NCBI's taxonomy places the organism in Eukaryota, Metazoa, Chordata, Actinopteri, Moronidae. Gene Ontology annotation, cellular component: nucleus. Gene Ontology annotation, biological process: regulation of RNA splicing; mRNA processing. Gene Ontology annotation, molecular function: mRNA binding.
GGAGCCUCGUUUUUCUUGACUUUUCCGUCCAUUUCAGUUGCUCGUCACUACCACCAUCCUUUUUAACCGGGACAACAUGGCUACUGCAGCGAGCCGUUACUACAGCGAGGACGGCCGGGCAACCAAGAGGCAGAAGACCGACGGGAUGGCCACGGGAUACGAAGAUCCACACAAGACACUUCCUUCUGUGGUGGUGCACGUCCGAGGGCUGGUGGACGGUGUUACAGAGGCGGACCUUGUGGAGGCCUUGCAAGAAUUCGGCGCAAUCAGCUACGUAGUGGUGAUGCCCAAGAAGCGGCAGGCGCUGGUGGAGUACGAGGACAUGAACGGGUCAUCCACAGCCGUAACCUACGCCGCAGACAACCAGGUUUACAUCGCCGGCCACCCAGCCUUUAUCAACUACUCCACUAGUCAAAAGAUCUCCAGGCCGGGAGACUCUGACGACUCCAGAAGUGUUAAUAAUGUUCUUCUGCUCACCAUCAUGAACCCGAUCUACCCCAUCACCACGGAUGUCCUCUACACUAUCUGCAACAACUGUGGACCCGUCCAGAGAAUCGUCAUCUUCAGGAAGAACGGCGUCCAGGCGAUGGUUGAAUUCGACUCCGUGCAAAGCGCCCAAAGGGCCAAAGCAUCGCUCAACGGAGCAGACAUCUACUCCGGCUGCUGCACGCUGAAGAUCGAGUACGCCAAGCCCACUCGUCUGAAUGUGUUCAAGAAUGACCAAGACACCUGGGACUACACGAACCCCAAUCUGGGAGGACCAGAUGGUGAUGCAGAUGGCAAUGGGAGCAAUGCAGAAGAUGUAAAUGCCAACCCCAACAAGCGCCAGAGGCAGCCUGCUCUGCUGGGCGACCACCCUCCAGAGUACGGAGGUGGUUACCAUGGCUACGACGAGAGCUAUGGAUCUCCGCCCUACGAGGGCCGCCGCAUGGGUCCACCGAUGAGAGGGCGCGGGGGAAGAAGCUACGGGCCGGGUUACGGACCUCCUCCCCCUCCUCCCGGCGAGUACGGCGGCCACGCUGAGUCUCCAGUUGUCAUGUUGUACGGCUUGGACCCCGUCAAGAUGAACGCCGACCGCGUUUUCAAUAUCUUCUGUCUCUAUGGCAAUGUAGAGCGGGUGAAGUUCAUGAAGAGUAAGCCUGGGGCAGCUAUGGUGGAAAUGGGAGACUGCUAUGCAGUGGACCGCGCCAUCACUCACCUCAACAACAACUUCCUCUUUGGACAGAGAAUGAAUGUGUGUGUGUCCAAGCAGCAAGCCAUUGUACCGGGUCAGUGUUACGAGCUGGAGGACGGCACGAGUAGUUUCAAGGACUUCCACGGGUCCAGGAACAACCGGUUCACCUCACCAGAACAGGCGGCCAAAAACCGCAUUCAGCACCCGAGCAACGUGUUGCACUUCUUCAACGCUCAGCCAGACGUCACGCCAGAGGUCUUCUCCCAGAUCUGUGAUGAGAUCGGCGUCAAGUGCCCCGUCAACGUCAAAAUGUUCACAGGAAAGAGUGGCGCAGCUCCCAGUGACCGCAGUGCUUCUGGUCUGUUAGAGUGGGAGUCCAUCAAUGACGCCAUGGAGGCGCUGGCUCUGAUGAACCACUACCAGAUGAAAAACGCGGGUAUGUGCAAGACCCUCACAUCUUCACAUACGGCCGGCCCUUACCCUUACACCCUCAAAUUGUGCUUCUCCACCGUUCAGCACGCCAACUGAGCGCAACCCUUGUAGCCAGGAAGACGAAGAUUGGUCCACCAUUCCCACGUUCACAUGUACUUUUUGACCAUGACUGCUUGCAACACACCUG